AUGCGCAAAAACCAUGCCCUUGCAUCCACUCCUGAAAUCCAGCCUUUAAAUGGUUUACUGGAUAAAGGCCAAUGUAAAUGGAUAGUUGACCUUGAAGUAAAAGGAAGCAUUCUGGAGGAGUCAGAGGAGGAAGAAGAGGAGGAGUUAGAGGACAAAAGAGAAGACCCCUUCUCCUCAGAAAACUCUUCUCCAAGGCACUCAUCUUCUUCACCAGACGAUUCUGAUGGAGAUGAGAGUGACGAUGAAGAUGACAAGGAAGAGGAGGAAGAAGAAGAGGACUUCCCUCCUGCCCACCAGUGGGAGGAGGAAGAGGAAGAUGACGAGCCUCCUACAAAGAGGAGGAGGGUUCGUGGGGGCCAUUCCCUUGAUGAGUAUGGCCCUGCCCAGGGAGAUACAAAUGACAUCGAUUAUGAGGCAGACUCAGACGCCUACAAGCCCCCAUCUCCAAAGGAUUAG
Messenger RNA from Beta vulgaris subsp. vulgaris (sugar beet), 456 nucleotides. RefSeq lists its product as uncharacterized. Bases 1 to 456 code for a protein of 151 amino acids. The record is from RefSeq and is a predicted model, not a curated record. Lineage: Eukaryota; Viridiplantae; Streptophyta; Magnoliopsida; Caryophyllales; Amaranthaceae. The transcript is spliced from 2 exons.